CACUUCUUGCUUACCUUCAUUUUGUUUUGAGGGGAAAGGAGACCGUAUUUGAUUAUAUUGGCAUUCUCAAUCGUCCCUGGUGAUAGAGAACUACUCGAGAGAGAGACAACACAUCUAUAAGGGAAGAAGUCAUGGAGUCUGAUGAGGAUAAUUAUGACUCUCAAAGGUCGCAGCGUUCUGAUUCUGAAGCGUUUGAACCAACAUUGACUGAAUCUGAACAGCUCAAAUCAAAGGAACACUUUGACCGUCAAGUACAGAUAAAGAAUAAGGUGCCGGAUGGCAUAAGAUUAUUCUUGGAGCUUUCAGAUAAGACCGAGGAGGCUAGGGAAAAUUAUAGUGAGCUGGACCAAUGUACCUAUCAAAACAAAUCCCUUGGUUCAAGUGGCCAAGAGCCAAUGACCUGUGUGUGUGAAGAAGAUUGGUAUGAUGGUGUCAAUCACGCGUGUGAUGACGAUGACUGUAUCAAUAGAGGUACAAAAGUGGAAUGUAUCAGUGGAGAAGGCUCUUGUGGUGUAGGCUGUGUCAAUCAAAGAUUACAGCGAAAGCAGUAUGCCCAAGUCACAGUGAUACAAACAGAGAUGAAAGGGUAUGGACUACGUGCAGAUAGCAUGCUAGAACCUGAUACUCUAGUGUAUGAAUACAUUGGUGAAGUGAUUGAUGAAAAGACUUUUAAGACGAGAAUGAUUGAGUACGACCGUUUGAAACUGAGACAUUUCUAUUUUAUGAUGUUACAGAAGGGCGAGUUCAUUGAUGCUACAAGAAAGGGUUCAUUGGGUAGAUUUUGUAAUCACUCUUGUAAUCCAAAUUGUUAUGUGGAGAAAUGGGUUGUCGGUGAUAAGCUCAAAAUGGGUAUUUUUGCAAAGAGAAGAAUCCUACAAGGUGAAGAACUGACUUUUAACUAUAACGUUGAUAGAUACGGUGCAAAUGCCCAACCUUGUCAUUGUGGUGAACGUAACUGUAUUGGCUUUAUCGGUGGUAAGACACAGACAGAUGCUGCUUCACUACUACCACAGUUGAUCUCACAAGCUUUAGGUUCAAGCGUUGAAGAUGAACAAGAGUUCUUGAAAUUGAUGAAGGAGAAAGGUCAAAAGCUUGUGAAGACUACAGAUAUCAAUGUGGACUUCGUGAAGGGCUUAGUCAUGCAGGGAAUUGUUGCUACUGAAGUGCAUCAAGUGAUGGGUGCUCUUUUACAAGUUGAGGAUAAAACGGUCUGUGAUAAGCUGAUUGAACGUUUAGAGCUAUCAUCUGAUGCAAUUCACUCUAAGGCAAAAUACUCCCACGGAUUCCAAGCAUUUGGCAGAAUCUUCAAAUUUACCUAUGACAAGUCGGAUAAAAAUUGGUUCCAAGUGCAAGAAUCAAUGAUACUUCGUUUAUUAAGCAUUAUGAAGAAAUGGGUUGUAUCGAAAGACUAUCUCAACAAAGUUCACAUAACACCCAUCAUUGAGAAGCUCAUCGAAACAACUGAUUCUAAGGAAGUGAAGAAGCGUUGUGAAGAGCUUUUGAAAGAGUGGAGCACAUUCAAAAACCACGUUAAAAUCUCAAAGAGCAAUACAAAGAGGAAGAAGUUCUAUCUGGAUGAUAGAAGACGUGAAAGGGCCCAAGAAACCUCACGCUCCGGAUCCCCAGAGAAAGACCAACAGCAACAGCAAUUCACUAUUCAGAAGACGUGGAGAAAGCGUUAUUGGAAACAAGGUUGGUAUGCGACUAGUGAUCCAAAUGGUGCUGUUUACUACUACAACGCGGAUACCAAAGAAACAGCUUGGAAUGAACCUCUCGAAAAUAACGGUAAGCCGAAGAGAAAUGGGUUUGAUAGAGGUAGAGAAGUUGCUGCAAAGAGACAGAAGGCUCAAGAGGAGCGUUCAAAAUACUUGGAGAAGGUCAAGGAACAAGAUGAAUUGAACCAAAUCAUUGAAGAUGCUAAAAAGCUAGAAGAGGAUAAACAAAAGAAGUUGGAACAUGAGCAAAGACUCUUAGAGGAGAAAGCCCGUAAGAGAGAGGAGUACAGGCUGAAAAAGUCGAAACAAUCUCAGGUAUACGAUGAGACCGAGUUCAAGAAGAGAUGGUCACACUAUUUUGCGAAAGAGGUGCCUAACAUGUUGAAGAAGUACGUCGAUGAGAUUGGUAAAGACAACGUUAGAGAAUGUGGUAGGGACAUCACGCAUAUUCUGGUUGAUAAGGAGUAUAAGAAAGAUGUGUCUAGAAAACCAGCAGAAAAGAUGGAUGUUGAAAAGAGGAAGAAAGUGAAGAUGUUCACGGAGUCGUACAUGGAGAAAUUCCUUGAAAAGUACCGGUCGAAGCAUCACAAGCGUACAUUAGAUGACGAUGAUGGCUCGAGGAAGAAACCACAUACGUAACACGUCUUCAAUAAAACGAUCUGGUACUGUUUUAUGAAUGUAACGUUCUUGUAUUGCAAGCAAUCAUUCCUAGACAUCCACACAUUAUGAAAUCGUUUUUGAGAUUCCAUUGUGCUUUCCCAAAUCGGGAAUUUUUUUUAGUGUGAUGUGAUACCUCCAAAUUUAGUCAUUAACAUACUUAUAAUACUGAAUGAUUUC
This is a messenger RNA of Williopsis jadinii, 2552 nucleotides long. RefSeq names its product SET domain-containing protein. The transcript has a single exon. Gene Ontology annotation, molecular function: protein binding; histone H3K36 methyltransferase activity. Bases 132 to 2354 code for a protein of 740 amino acids. Lineage: Eukaryota; Fungi; Ascomycota; Saccharomycetes; Phaffomycetales; Wickerhamomycetaceae. Gene Ontology annotation, biological process: regulation of DNA-templated transcription. The record is from RefSeq and is a predicted model, not a curated record. Gene Ontology annotation, cellular component: nucleus; chromatin; chromosome.